Molecule: messenger RNA, 3080 nt
Organism: Lytechinus variegatus (green sea urchin)
Lineage: Eukaryota; Metazoa; Echinodermata; Echinoidea; Temnopleuroida; Toxopneustidae
Gene: vps39
Product: vam6/Vps39-like protein
Exons: 20
Coding region: 212-2695 (827 amino acids)
Biological process (GO): autophagy; intracellular protein transport; endosomal vesicle fusion
Cellular component (GO): membrane; cytoplasm
Molecular function (GO): protein binding
Source: RefSeq, a predicted model, not a curated record
UUUACUACUGAUAUCAUCAGACAGAUCGACUUGAGAAGUUUUGACGAGCAUUAAUAUAGCUGCAUCAGGACUAGGCCUACCGGUACACUUAAGUUUAGAUAGCAUGUCGGAGUCAGUGGGCAAACCUGCAAAAUGUUGAAUUAAUCAAGAACCAGGAACAACACAUACAUGUAGUGGUCUUCUAGCUGCCGAGAUUACUCUCUGAUCCACCAUGCAUGAUGCUUAUGAGGCACGUCCUAUCUUGGAGAAGCUUCCUCUACCUAUAGAAUCAAUAGCCUGCCAUGGAGAUCAAUUGCUUGUGGGAACAAAACCAGGACACCUGCUGGUAUACAGCAUCACGGGAGGACAACUGGGUACAUUUAAAGUGGAUCUCCUCAAGUCUUUCAAGUCAUUUUCUAAGAAGCCAAUUCAACAACUAGAAUGCAUUCCGGAGAUGCAGAUUGUCAUUAGUCUUUCAGAUGCUGUUAUUAACGUGCAUGAGCUGAAUCAUUUCACAUCAAUCACAAGCAUUGCCAAAACCAAGGGAGCUACCCUAUUCUCUACAUACAUGCAGAAAGUGAAUAGUGGAGGAGGUGUCCAGUUUACUCUGAAGCUAUGUGUAGCUGUCAAAAGAAAACUUCAACUAUUCAUCUGGAAAAAUAGAACAUUUGAAGAACUCAAGCCUGAUCUAGGAGUUCCUGAUGUUCCAAAAGCUAUGUCAUGGUGUGAAAACUCCCUCUGUGUUGGCUUCAAAAGAGACUACUUUCUCAUCAAUAUUGACAAUGGUCAGCCCAAGGAUCUGUUCACAACAGGCAAUGCCUCUCAAGCUGAACCUACCGUCACCAAACUUUCUGAGGACAUGCUUGCCCUGGGCAGGGAUAACAUGAGUAUUAUCAUCGAUUCAGAGGGACAACCAGCCAAAAAAUAUGCCCUUACUUGGUCAGACAUUCCAUUAGUAUUAGAACACGACCAGCCAUAUAUCAUCGCUGUGCUUCCAAAGUAUGUAGAAGUGAGAACGGUUGAUCCAAGGUUACUAGUACAGAGUAUAGAAGUAGACAAACCAAAAUACAUUACACAAGGAAGUGGUCAUGUUUAUGUAGCAUCUAAUAACUUCAUCUGGAGGUUAGAGCCUGUUCCAUUGCCAAGACAGAUUCAACAACUUGUAGAUGACAAACAGUUUGAAUUAGCCCUCCAUCUUGCUUACAUGACAGAUGAGGUAGAGGCUGAUCGACAGAGGAGAAUACAGCACAUUCAGAACCUAUAUGCCUUUGAGCUGUUUCAGCAACACCGCUUUGAAGAGUCUAUGAAAAUGUUUGCCAAACUAGGAACAGAUCCAGCACAAGUGAUUGGUCUCUUCCCAGACCUACUGCCCAAGGAGUAUAGACAGGUGUUACAGUACCCCAGCACACCUACAGAGCUUGGUGGAGCUGAACUAGAGAAGGGUCUGACUGCCUUGGUAGAGUAUCUGACCCAGAAGAGACAAGAUCUGGCCAAGGAAUCCUCUCAACAGACUGCAGCCACGCCUUCAACUAUCUGCGAGGGAUCAAAGAUAGUAACUUCAAGAAGACAAAGAAGUCUAAUUAUCGACACAACUCUACUCAAAUGCUAUCUACAGACCAACGAUGCCCUAGUAGCUCCACUACUUAGAUUGAAAGAUAACAACUGCCAUCUAGAUGAGAGUGAGAGGGUAUUGAAAAAAUACCAAAAGUACAGUGAACUUAUUAUUCUCUAUGAGAAGAAAGGCCUUCAUAAGAAAGCCUUGGACCUGUUACUGCGUCAAUCACAAAAACCAAACAGUUCCCUCAAGGGUCAUGAAAGGACAGUAUCCUACCUUCAAAGGCUAGGCAAAGAACACUUCAAUCUCAUCUGUGAAUAUGCUCAAUGGGUGCUCAAAACAUAUCCUGAAGAUGGGCUAAAGAUAUUCACCGAGGAUAUCCCUGAAGUAGAAGGGUUACCGAGGGAUCAAGUCCUGGACUACCUAACCACAGUAGCCAGUAACCUAUCUGUACCAUACCUAGAGCACAUCAUCCUUAACUGUUUAGACGAGACUCCAGAAUUCCACAACAGGCUUGUCAAUCUCUACAAAGACAAGAUACAGGUUCUUAUGGAAGACUACAGACAGACACUUCCAGAAGGUCAGUUAUUUGUCAGAGCUGGUUCCGAGCCAGGUGAACUAGGUGCAAUGAGAAAGAAGCUUCUCUUCUUCCUUGAGACGUCACAAUAUUACAGACCAGAGAGACUCCUAACUAGGUUCCCUUUUGACAGUUUCUUUGAGGAGAGAGCUCUCUUGCUUGGUAGAUUAGGAAGACAUGAGCAGGCUUUAGCUGUCUACGCACAUAUACUCAAGGACACAAGACAAGCUGAAGAGUACUGUCGAAGAACGGCCAUGAUCAGUCGAGAAAGUGAAACAGAUGUUUAUCUUAGUCUUUUCCAAACGUACAUCAGACCGCCAGACCCAGAGUCCAUGCGAUUGAUGAUGCAGAAUACACCAGCUCCAGAACCAAACAUAAAGGCUGCCCUCAAUGUCCUCGAAAUUCAUCAUGACAAGAUUGAUACUGCCAGGGCUCUUGAGAUGUUACCUGAUACCAUCCAAGUGAGAGAUAUAUGUGGUUUCCUAGAGAAGGUGAUGGAAGGAAAGGCCAUUCAGAAGAGAGAUAGUCAAGUCCUUAAGAGUCUCUUCUACUCAGAAAACUUACAGGUAAGACCCUCUUAUUAAAAAGAUGAAGUGGUCAGAUGUGGCUAAAGCAGAUCAAAAAUCCAUUGGAAAUUGGAAAUUUAUUGUUAAGUCUUUAUGAUUGCUCUUUGGCCCUAAAACUGACUUGCAGUUGAUUGAUUGCAAGUCAAAGUCCUCUAUAUUAUGUUUUUCCGCAGGGAGACAUUAUCCUUUGAACACAGUAUGAACAAAGAAUUACUUAGGGAAUCUGAAAGAUAUUAUUGUUAAAUCAUUUCUUGAAACAGUAAAAAAAUCUUGGAUGAAUCCUUGAAAUAUUUUGGCUAUGGAAUUAACCUGUAAACUGCAGAUGUCUUCAUACCCAUAUUGCUUCAAUAAUUUUUUUUUUACUCCUGGUUAAUACGAAGAAAGCCUGCAAUGAGAAAUAGCA